AUGUCCAAAGACACCAAGGACUCUAAGCACAAGCCCGACAGCCUCCGCCAGCCUCAGAAAAGGGACUCACUCUCGUCUAUCUUCUCCGCGUGGGCCGCUUUGCAAGGCAAGGGCGCCACUUCCAAGGCUCCAACUUCGUCCCCGUCCUCCACUUCAGCCCAAGCAACCCCCGGCAACGGCUCCAGGCCGCGGAGACACAGUCACAGCGCCAGCAGCGACUCAAACCCGAAGGCACGUAGAGGUUCCACAAGAUUUCGAAGACUGUCGUUUCCGCUCUCGGCGACAAACCAACGUGGGCCUAGUACUAAGACGAGACAUGCAAAGACAUCCAUGACCUCGGAUCCGACGGCCUCGCCUGAGACCUCCAAGGCGAGCAAGGGCAACUCAUGUGAAAAGGUCGACAAGGCCACCUCCGACACCCACGACGGCAAGACUUCGCCCCCGCCCCGGCCGCAGAGUGCGGGAGCCAAGCCAAGGAACCCUGGCUCGCCCGUUGUCAUGCCCAAGUCCAUCCUCCGUGUCUCCAGCCCCGACGCUGACGGUCAUCGACGACCCCGCCAAUUUGUCUCCCCCGAGACCGGGGAACCCAUUAGCAGCCCGGCCCUGUCAUCCUCCUCGCCUCCGGGCUCUCCGUCGCCGCCAACGUCCCCCAUCCAACGGCCCAUGUCCCCUGGCGCGACAGUGCGCUUCGCCAAAGCCACCAUUCACCGCGUCGAGGUCGGCCCCGGCCGGCGUUUCCUGCCCGUUAAGCGCAAGAGCAAGAGCACGCUGACCUACAUCUCCCCUCUCGACCCGGGCACGCAGCAGACCGCGCCGAAGACGAUGCUGCAGAGUCCGACCAAGCUACGUCGCCACCAGCAGAAUCAGGCCGCCAUGUGCCGGUACUGGCAACGCACCGAGGAGGAAGAGGCGCAGUGGCGCGCCGAGGCCGAGCGCAGGGCCCAGGAGGAGGCAGAGAGGUAUCGGAACGAGCCUGCCAGUCCGGUAACGAUCGCCGGGAAGGCGGACGGUGUGAUGGGCGGCGGAAAGGUCGAGGAAGUCGAUCACUUGCCGUCGCUGGAUCGCGGUGGUCAGCCGCCGGAUAAGCUGGAGGAAGUGGUGGUCGAGUCGGAGGAUGACGACACGGACGAGGGCGCUGGGGCGAAAUGUAACGUUGAGGACGAGACGGAACCCAUCAAGUCGAUGAUGAGCACAGAAAAGGAGAGAUACGCCGGGGAUGGAUCGGUGGCGACCAAACCCGACGCCCAAUCCUCGACGCAAAACACGUCGGAAUCAACCCGGCCGACCUCGGUAAUCAACCCAGCGCCGCCGCAAGAACCUGUGACUGAAAAUCCGGCCACCGCGACGGCUGUGACCGCUCUAACUCCCGCAACGACGGCAGCGAGCUGCGUACGCGCAGAAACUAAAUCCUUCUCUGAGCGCCUUGCAGAAAAACAAGCGGCAGAUGAGCGCGCACACGGAGCGACGCCUUCUACUCCUGCUCCCAAGGCAGCGGAGACACUUUCUCGUAAAGCUAGUGCCGAGAGCUCCAAGACAGCUCGUUCCACCUCCAGCUCUCCCUCCAGAGAACAGCCAGAAAGACCGGGCUCUGUACCCGGCCGCUCGAGCAGCGCCAGCACCCGCACCAGUACCAGCAACUCCAGUGAGAGCUCGGAGGAGGAGCUCAUCCGUACCUCGACCAAGGAGAAGGAGAAGGAGAAGGAGAAGGAGCGAGAAAGGGCGAGAGAUAAACCCAGAACAUUAUCCUCCUCCUCUUCCCGGUCUUACAUGAGCCUCAGGCCGGGAGGGGAUAGGGAUAGAGACAGGGACAAAGACAGGACACAGAAGCAACACAGCUCAAAGUCCUCAACGGGUCACAGCAACAGCAGCAACGGCGGCGGCGGCAGCGGCAGCCCCAGCACUAGCACGAGCCACAACCAUUUGCAUUUGUCCGGGCGCAGAGGCAGGCGGUAUUUUGAGAGUCAUAAGCAGGGAAUCGCGGUUUAA
This is a messenger RNA of Thermothelomyces thermophilus ATCC 42464, 1986 nucleotides long. RefSeq lists its product as uncharacterized. Bases 1 to 1986 code for a protein of 661 amino acids. The transcript is spliced from 2 exons. The record is from RefSeq and is a predicted model, not a curated record. Lineage: Eukaryota; Fungi; Ascomycota; Sordariomycetes; Sordariales; Chaetomiaceae.